AUGCUGGUGGAUUUGAUGCGCGCUCGGCUGGGGCUGUGCCUUCGGUUUGUCGGCCUCCCGCUCCGCCGCUGCCCCCCCACAUGUGACCGACCUGAGCGGAGGCAGAUGGGCUCUAAUCUGCAGAUAGCACUAAAACUAGAUGCUGAUGAGUGGACGCUCACACGAGUAAUCAAGCUGCUGGCUCUGUGUUUACGGCGUGGGCAAGCGGUGCCUCAGGACCCCUUACCUUCCUCCACCUGCCCUCCGGGGCCCCCGGGGCCUCCGGCUGUGGCCAACGGCAGCAGUGAGAUCAUGGUGAACUUUGACCCCGACCCGGCGGACCUGGCGCUGUCCAGCGUGCCGGGACAGGAGGCGUUCGACCCGCGGAGGCAUCGCUUCACAGAGGACGAGCUCAAACCUCAGCCCAUGAUCAAGAAGGCCCGAAAAAUGCUGGUCCCCGAUGAGCAGAAGCGCAGAGCAGCUGCAGCUCCUGAGGCGUUCAUAAUUUAUGGAGGGAUGAAGGCGCUCACCUUGCCGCGCUCGGUCGGCGUUGGUUCUAUAAAUCAUUUUCGGAGGAGCGGUGGGCAAGCGGUGCCUCAGGACCCCUUACCUUCCUCCACCUGCCCUCCGGGGCCCCCGGGGCCUCCGGCUGUGGCCAACGGCAGCAGUGAGAUCAUGGUGAACUUUGACCCCGACCCGGCGGACCUGGCGCUGUCCAGCGUGCCGGGACAGGAGGCGUUCGACCCGCGGAGGCAUCGCUUCACAGAGGACGAGCUCAAACCUCAGCCCAUGAUCAAGAAGGCCCGAAAAAUGCUGGUCCCCGAUGAGCAGAAGGACAGCUACUUCGCUCUGAGCGGAGCUGCCACCAAAUGGACUUUUUAUAACAGUCUCAAACGCCAGAGGAAUGAAUGUGAUCAGCCUCUGCUGUCAGUGGUGGCUGGUGACGAGAAGUACUGGAGCCGGCGCGUGAAGAACAACGAGGCGGCCAAGCGCUCGCGGGACGCCCGGCGGCUGAAGGAGAACCAGAUCUCGGUGCGCGCCGCCUUCCUGGAGCGGGAGAACGCCGCCCUCCGCCAGGAGGUGGCCGACAUGAGGAAGGAGCUGGGCCGCUGUCGGAACAUCAUCAACAAGUACGAGAGCCGGCACGGGGACUUGUGA
This is a messenger RNA of Menidia menidia (Atlantic silverside), 1137 nucleotides long. NCBI's taxonomy places the organism in Eukaryota, Metazoa, Chordata, Actinopteri, Atheriniformes, Atherinopsidae. The record is from the annotation of a GenBank genome assembly.